AUGGCUCUCGACAACGACGGACUCGGCCGAGUCGACCUUGUGGCCAAGUACCGCUUAGAGGCUGGCCCCGAGGAGGCGGGCACAGGUUUGGCAGGCGCUUCUGGAGAGACAGCAACUGCGAUGGUCGAAGUCGCCGGCCUCAGAGCUCCGCCGCUGGAUCUGAGUGACUUUCCUGAUGCCCCACAUGCGCCUGAUGAGUGGAUGCCCAACACAGAGAUCGGACCGCUGGCCGAUGCACCGCGCCUGCCGCCCGUCGACAUGCGUCCGCUCGAUGAGAACCAGCUCAAGGGUUUGGUGCUGGAAAAGGGCUCCAUCCCGCAGCUUCGCUUUGGGUCGGCGGCGGAAGCUGGGAAGAAGCGUAAGCGCAAGCGCGAUUCCUCGCGUCGCAAGCGCAGCUCAAAGGCCACCGACAAGUCCAAGUCGCGCCGGCGGAAGAAACGCGAUCGCGGCAAGAAGAAGAAGCGCCGCAAGCACAAGAGCAAGAAGAGCAAGCGUUCAAAAUCGUCUGCCCGCAAGAGCAAGUCCUCCCGCGACGAGCAUGGUUCUCCGGCACUGAAGUCGGGCUCCUCCUCCUCCUCAUCAUCAUCAUCAUCGUCAUCAUCAUCAUCAUCGUCCUCCUCCUCAUCGUCAUCAUCAUCGUCUCCCUCGGCAUCCGACUCCUCCGCCAACACCCGUCCCUCCAAGCGAUCCAAGACCUCCCGCUCCAGCCACCACCCAUGAACGCAUCACCACUGCUC
Molecule: messenger RNA, 737 nt
Organism: Thecamonas trahens ATCC 50062
Lineage: Eukaryota; Apusomonadida; Apusomonadidae
Exons: 1
Coding region: 1-720 (239 amino acids)
Source: RefSeq, a predicted model, not a curated record